Labrus mixtus (cuckoo wrasse) is the source of this 3148-nucleotide messenger RNA. It is a transcript of the gene hmbox1b, whose product is annotated as homeobox containing 1 b. Gene Ontology annotation, cellular component: nucleus. Gene Ontology annotation, biological process: positive regulation of DNA-templated transcription. The record is from RefSeq and is a predicted model, not a curated record. Gene Ontology annotation, molecular function: double-stranded telomeric DNA binding. The coding region runs from base 242 to 1756 and encodes 504 amino acids. Lineage: Eukaryota; Metazoa; Chordata; Actinopteri; Labriformes; Labridae. The transcript has 10 exons.
GGAGUUAAACUACAGUUCCCUCAGAGCUCCUCGGAGGUGUUAGUUGUCAAUAUGGCUGUUGUCAGACAGACAAAGCGGAGAGGCAAAUAAUUCGCCUCUGAUUAGAAAUCCUUGGGAAGGGGUCGGACAGGGCACUGGAACCAAAUUGCUGUACAGUUUGGCUGCAGUGGAAGAGACAGCGGGUCUUUGCUCGACUUCUACAUUUAAAUGGUUAAGUGGACGAUUUGAACCGAGCAGCAGGAUGUCUGAAUUCAGUGAGGAGCCGCGCUUCACAAUUGAGCAGAUAGAUCUGCUGCAGCGGCUGCGUCGCACCGGCAUGACCAAGCAGGAGAUCCUGCACGCACUUGACACUCUGGACCGGCUGGACCGGGAGCACGGUGACAAGUUUGGCCGACGCACCUCCUCUUCCUCCUCGUCCUCGUCCUCCUAUGGAGUUGGCGGGGCAAACAACAACUCUGCCUCUAAUAAUACUACAUCAUUCAACAAUAACAACACUGCCUCGGCAACCACCACCUCUUCCGUGUCAUGCAACGGCAACAACAACAACAACGGCGAGGCCAGCACUAGUGACAACUCUGCAGCUGCUGCCUCUUCCACGACCUCCAAAAUCUCCACAGCCACGCAGACGCAGUUUGGCAGUGGUGGGGGACUCUCACCAUCUCAAAGCAACAGCUAUGACACCUCCCCUCCUCCAGGGCCGCCACCGCCUUCAGCCAUCUUGCCCUCGCCCGUCUCACUGGUGGCUCUAUCACAAAACGGCCGGGAUAGCCUGGCCGCCACACCCAACGGGAAGCUGUCUCCUCCGAGGUACCCGGUUAAUAGCGCAGCUGCAGCGCGAGCGUUUGGGUUUGAAGCUACAGAAGAGGACCUGGACAUCGAUGAUAAGGUGGAGGAACUGAUGAGGAGGGACAGCAGCAUGGUGAAAGAGGAGAUCAAAGCCUUCCUUGGAAACAGGAGGAUCUCUCAGGCAGUGGUGGCACAAGUUACAGGCAUCAGCCAGAGCAGGAUCUCCCAUUGGCUGCUGCAACAUGGCUCCGACCUGAGUGAGCAGAAGAAAAGGGCCUUCUACCGCUGGUACACGUUGGAGAAAACAACCCCAGGGGCCACUCUGAACAUGCGGCCAGCGCCAUUACCCAUGGAGGAGAUGGAGUGGAGGCAAACCCCGCCCCCUCUCACCACUGCCCCCGGUACCUUCCGGCUGCGCCGAGGAAGCCGCUUCACUUGGAGGAAAGAGUGCCUGGCUGUGAUGGAGAGCUACUUCAACGACAACCAGUACCCAGAUGAGGCCAAACGGGAAGAGAUAGCAAACGCCUGCAACGCUGUCAUUCAGAAACCAGGAAAGAAGCUGUCGGAUCUCGAGAGGGUAACAUCCCUGAAAGUUUACAACUGGUUUGCCAAUCGUCGCAAAGAGAUCAAGAGACGGGCUAACAUUGAAGCCACAAUCCUGGAGAGUCAUGGGAUAGAUGUCCAGAGUCCAGGGGGACACUCGAACAGCGAUGACAUCGAUGGGAAUGACUUCUCAGAGCAGGCAUGUGACCUGCCUUAUUUUGACAAGAGACCUCUCAGUCGACCUUUCAGCCUUUACCGACUGGAGCCCACCUCGCCAACACAGGAUGAGGGUGCAGCACACAGCGAGCACCAGGACCCCAUCUCUUUGGCUGUGGAGAUGGCCGCGGUCAACCACACCAUCCUGGCCUUGUCCAGAACCGGAGGGGUCCCCAACGACAUCAAGACCGAGUCCCUGGAGGACGAAUGAACUGCACAGGAACUGGGAUGGAGGAAGGGGACGAGUGAUAUGACGAGGAGUGGGAAAAGGUGGGAAAUGCUGAGCUUGAAAAAAGAAAAGAAAGACCAAAUAAUGCUACUUAGUAAACCUUUUGAAUCUGUCCCUCAACCUGCCACUUGCUAACGGUUCCAUCUCUCUCGGCCUGCCUCCUCCCACAAAGUUCGUGUAAACGGUUAUUACAUCCUGUCCCCACCCAAACCCCCACCAAACUGAAACAGCUGGCGGAUCUCCUCUGAUCUCUGAGAAAAUGUCCAGCAGAAAUAAGAAGGUUGUCAAUCCAGGCCCUUUAAUCCUCAAGACGGUGGUCCUCGGCUUGGAUUGUGUCUCCCAGGAACUCCCCUCACUCCACUUUAUACACUCUCUCCUCACAGGAUACCUCUAAUCUCUCCUCUCCCCAUCCCCAUACCCCCUCUCCUUCCCUCUCAAGCCUUGUUCUCUGAGCCAAUCCUCAGUCUAUUAAACCUCAGCGUCAACCUCAGAAAAAAAAAAAUCACAUGUAUAUAUGAUAUAUAUAUGGUUCUAAUGGUUCUCAGUCACACUCACCUCAUGGUGUGCUAUCUACCUACCUACAUACUCCUCAAAAUUCACCUUCUUCAUUGUGCAGUUCAUAAGUAGAGCAGCCUCCAGCCGUUGUCCAGGGAAAAUAUGGACUGUUAGGGUUUAAUUCUCUCCUUCUCCUGCACAGAGGCGGUCAGACAAGACAUCUGCAAACCAAACAAUCCAGUUACUGUCUUCUACAGAGGACCUGCUGUUGAAUGAAAACCUCUGACAAGUCAGAAAGAAAGAAAUAGCCUUAAUGUCAUACACAUAUGUACACUAUUACUGAAUACGGUUUAUAUAAAACCCGUUCUUUCCCUGACAGUACGUUUAAAUGCCAGAUUAAAGUAAGGUAUAUAUUCAACAGCAGCAGUGGUUUAAGUGUCGCCUACAUUUGCCUCUGUAAAAACAUUCGCCGUUUGGGCUUAAAACAAUCAUACAAGGCUCAACAGUGUGGUUCCAGAAGUAAAAAUCCCGUUCAUUUUCUCCAUAGUGGAUUUGAUUAUUAGCCAUAAUGUCAUAACCAUCCGUGGUAGACUCACCACGAGCUGCCUGUGUGUGAAACGAUGGUGUAUGCUCCUUUGUUUUAUGAUUAACAUGGUUUAUCCGCAAUAUCAUGGAAAAGAACUACACUACCCACGAUCAUAGAGUGUCACAACAACGUCUCUGAUUGGUGGAGCUCGCUGUGUGGCGCUGUAUGCGAACGGAUAGUUUCCCUGGCAGGUUAGCUGGUUAGUUAGCUAAAACAAAAUGUACUAAAAGCCUUGUUAUGUCACAGUGAAUGUAAUUUACAUAUUCAACAACACAAACUAAAAGAUAGUACAA